This is a messenger RNA of Zingiber officinale, 1885 nucleotides long. RefSeq names its product vacuolar protein sorting-associated protein 32 homolog 2-like. The transcript has 6 exons. Bases 1097 to 1681 code for a protein of 194 amino acids. Gene Ontology annotation, biological process: late endosome to vacuole transport via multivesicular body sorting pathway; vesicle budding from membrane. Lineage: Eukaryota; Viridiplantae; Streptophyta; Magnoliopsida; Zingiberales; Zingiberaceae. The record is from RefSeq and is a predicted model, not a curated record. Gene Ontology annotation, cellular component: multivesicular body; ESCRT III complex; cytoplasmic side of plasma membrane.
UGCAUCUGGAGAAUUUGACGGCGAACAUGGUUUUCUGGAUAAUGACUAAGGUAAAAAAAAUCUUAAUCGUUAGGUCUUCUUUGUGGUUUGACUUUUGUAAUUCAAAUUUAUCUCUAAGAGAAGUGUCUUUUAUAUAAAACCUGUACUGGGUAGUUUGCAUUUGUCAAUGCAGUAAACAUUGUUGCGGGAUAAAUUGUAUAUCCAUUAAUCUCAUCCAAUAUUUCCUUUUAUUCAUACUGGACUAUAUGAUUCCAAGUCUGUUUGGUGUUAGUGAUAGAUAUAAGAAUCUUAAUCACAUAUGAGAAACGGAUUCUCAGAGUUCAAAGUUCUAAUUAUUGAGUUGGAUUUUGGUAGAUAAAUAUGAGUUCGCAUCAGUGCUGUACACAGUUGUUAAUCCUGUAAAUGCUGUACACAGUUGUUAAUCCUGUAAAAUUUCGUAUCAGGAAUUUGGAAGAAAGAUUUGCAAUAGAAGUGAAUUGACAUUGGUCUCAGUGCUCUUCUUUUUUAUUUUUUAACACUUGCAAUGUAUACAUUCUUAAGAAAACACUUCCUUGCAUUCAAACUUUGCACAGAAUAGGAAAAGCAUAUCUCAAACUGUACAUUUUUAGCAAUUGAUUUCUUAAUCUUCCGCACUGUAACAAAUGCAUAAUUGUAUUAACAUCCCCUUCUUAAAGUGCACAAGGCACACCACGAGGAAAAAAUGUGCCAUAGUUAAAAAAUAGAAUAUCAUCUUUGCAUCCCAUUUACCUUAGGGUUCUAAUUAUUCCUCCCUUAUUCAUUUGAAGAGGAGGUAUGCUUAAUGAAAUAAACCACCUUGAGCAUGGUGAUGUGUGAAUAUCGACCACUUUCAACUUUGGCACACUUUUUCUCCCAUGUUACUUGCCAAGCUGAAGAAGGUGAAUGUUGAUGAAAUAAGUUGCCUUGAGUUAUGUGAUGUGUGGCGUUGACUUCUUCAACACCUGCAACAAGAACAACCGCAUGGGAGUUUUGCUUUGAACUCUAUCUCCCACCACAAUCCUUCUACAAGUUCUUUUUUUUCUUGGCAAACGCCAUCAUUGUCUGCUCAUUCCUUCUCCCAAAAGGAAUUAUAGAAGACAUGGAGACACUUGAGAUGCUAGAGAAAAAAGAGAAAGUUCUUCUGAAGAAGAUGGCCACAGAGGUUGAGAAGGCCAAGGAGUUCACUAAAGCCAAAAACAAGAGAGCUGCUAUACAAUGCUUGAAAAGGAAAAGACUUUAUGAGCAGCAAGUCGAGCAGCUUGGCAAUUUCCAGUUGCGAAUUCAUGAUCAGAUGAUAAUGUUGGAAGGUGCAAAAGCUACUACUGAGACAGUAGAUGCACUGAGAGCUGGAGCAGCUGUCAUGAAAGCUAUGCAGAAAGCUACUAAUAUUGAUGAUGUUGAUGCAACAAUGGAUGAGAUCAAUGAACAAACAGAAAAUAUGAAACAAAUUCAAGAAGCAUUAUCUAUUCCUAUUGGAGCUGAUUUUGAUGAAGACGAAUUGCUAGCAGAACUAGAUGAGUUGGAUGACUAUGAAUUGAUGGAUCAGUUGCUUCAACCAGCUACAACUGCUCCAGCUGCUUCACUGCCAGUUCCUACUGGUAGACUUCCCACUCGACCUGUUCCACAAAAGAAUAGUUCCGAGGAAGAUGAAAUUGCAGCACUACAGGCUGAAAUGGCCAUGUAAAGACUUUUGAGCGGUAAAAUGUACAAGUUUGCAGUUCUUGGAUCUAUCCUUUCCAUCAUAUAUGCCCCCUAACAUUUACUGAUAGGAACACUUGUAAAGCUCAUGUGGAAAUUUGGUGAACCUCAUGAAAAUGGGUAAAUGUCUGUAUCUUCUUUGUAUCAUCUUUUCAUUUGGAAUCACAAUUCAGUUUGCCUCUUGUUUGUA